Molecule: messenger RNA, 594 nt
Organism: Photinus pyralis (common eastern firefly)
Lineage: Eukaryota; Metazoa; Arthropoda; Insecta; Coleoptera; Lampyridae
Exons: 3
Coding region: 83-427 (114 amino acids)
Source: RefSeq, a predicted model, not a curated record
AAUCUGUUAAACCUCUUGACGCGUAGGCAUAAAAGCGCGUGUAGUAUGCCUCAUAGACGAGUAUUAUCAUCAUUUUAAAGAUAUGCAUUUUAAACUUGUUUUGGCUUCUGUUGGUCUCCUGUGUGUAGGUGUUACCUCAGGUUUUACCAAAAACACCUGCUUCCAAUGCCAUGGUUCGUCCGAUAUGUUCCCUCAACACAUUGAUAACUGUCGUAAGUUUAUUAAUAUUACCGAAACUUCCAGUUGUUCGCCACCUGGGUAUUGCAUAUUUCGUGUUUCAACUCGUAUGGAGUACAAGAAGGAGAUUUUUGGUGUGUAUAGAUCCUGUUCGUCGUCUAAUUGCGAUUCCUUAAGGAAAAUGAAAGGCGUCAACACCUUACACUGCUCGCAGUGCGAAGGUAACUACUGCAAUACUGACAGCUAUUGAUCAAUAAGACCAAUCCUUUACAACGAUUGUGAACAUUUUUUUGCGUACUACUAGGAUUAAUUAUGUUAUUGUUCUUUAAUAUUUUUGUUCGUUUUUUUUUAAAUUAUCCUCUAAACCACAAAAUGUAAUAAUUAUGUUGUACCUAAUAUACGUAUUUACAGCAACAA